AUGGCAUACGGAAGAUCGCGUCUUGGCGACAAUGAGCACACAGAACGCUCCCCUUUGGUACCGAGGCGCCAAUCAGCCACGAACGCCUCGAUCAAGAGCACAACGUCUCAGAAAGGCCUCACGAGAAAACGAGGCAUAUCCAUUUGCUUAUCCAUGUUCAGCCUGAUCUUCAUUAUUCCAUGCAAUGUCACGCUCAUGACAACUAUUCAGAGUUCCGUUGCCACCGAACUGGAUGCCUCCGAAGUCGUUUCUUGGUUCACCUCCGCCUACCUUAUCGCUGUGACAAGUGUGAUGCCUCUCGCUGGGCGCUUGAGCCAGAUCUUCACCGCACGAGCAUACGUAUUUGGCUCCAUCGUGGUCCAAUGUGUUGGUCUCCUGGUCACGGGCUUGGCCAAAUCAUUCCUGACCUUCAUCCUGGGACGAGUCAUUACGGGCAUUGGCGCGGCAGCCGUCACACCUGUGGCUUUCCUGCUUGUCACCGAGCUCACCAGCAAGGAGAACCGGGGUGUAUUCUUCGGCUGCAUCAACACAGCCUUCACUUCUGGUGUGGCCUGCGGUGCUAUAAUAGCUGGAGCACUGGAGCCUCUUAUCGGAUGGAGGGCUGUCUUUUGGCUUCAAAUACCCUUUUGCAUGGCCGGCGCAACUCUAGCACUCUUCUCAAUCCCAGCACCACCUCUGGACGACUCGCAAAAUCCGACACCAUCCCUUGUUGAACGCCUCUCCGCGCUCGAUUUCUUCGGCAUCGUUACACUCAUCUCCGCGGUGGUCCUCUUACUCUACUCUCUGUCCGCAUCCACCAUCUCUAUCCGCAUCAUAAUCUUGGCCCUGGCAGACUUCGCGCUUUUCGUUUUCGUUGAGGCUCACUGGGCUGUGGACCCCAUUGUUCCCAUCUCCGUACUUGGCCACCGUGGCAACCUCCUUACGGGUCUCGCGACCGUCGGACUCAUGGCCGCCCGCUGGUCCGUCCUCUUCUACACGCCUAUCUACGCCAUUGCUGUGCGUGGCUGGCCACAGGCUCAGGCGGGUACGCUGCUUAUCCCGACCGACAUCGGCUUCGCUCUUGGUGGCAUCAUCGUGGGAUACUUACACAUUCGCGACAAUCGCUCCUAUUACCUUCCCUCUUUGCUGGCAUUCGUCCUCUUCGCCGUCACCGAGGCGCUCCUCGCGCAGCUAAGCAAGCCCGCUACCAAUCUGGUAGGCUAUAUCGCGGUGAGCCUCAGCAACGGCCUCUGCGCGGGUGCGAUCCUGAACUAUACUCUCGCGCAUGUUCUGUACCUCACACCGCACGAGUCACAUGUGGUCGUCAUACCCUUCAUCGCCAUGCUUCGAUCUCUCGCCGGCUCUUUUGGUAGUGCCAUAUCCGGUGGGAUCUUCCUUCGUAGUCUGAGCUCCACCCUGCGCUCGAGUUUCGCCGACGUCGACCUUCCCGAGUCCAGGAAAGAGGAACUUGUGACGCAGCUGAUCGCCAGCCCGAAUCUGGUUUACAGACUCCCUACCAAGAGCCUUUUUGAUAUCGCGCUGAACGCCUAUGUCAAUGCGUACCGUGUUAUGUUCACAGCUGGCGCUGCGAUAGCGCUUGGUAUGCUGUUCGUGCAGGCAGGCACCGGGUGGACAGCCCCCAAUGUGAAGGAAGAAGAAACAGAAAGCAACGAGCAUUCGAUGCCGGGCGAGGCGGGUGGACAGAGCGACACGGGUGGUGUCUAA
Molecule: messenger RNA, 1704 nt
Organism: Cyphellophora europaea CBS 101466
Lineage: Eukaryota; Fungi; Ascomycota; Eurotiomycetes; Chaetothyriales; Cyphellophoraceae
Exons: 1
Coding region: 1-1704 (567 amino acids)
Biological process (GO): basic amino acid transport; transmembrane transport
Cellular component (GO): fungal-type vacuole membrane
Molecular function (GO): basic amino acid transmembrane transporter activity
Source: RefSeq, a predicted model, not a curated record